This is a messenger RNA of Porites evermanni, 3747 nucleotides long. The record is from the annotation of a GenBank genome assembly. NCBI's taxonomy places the organism in Eukaryota, Metazoa, Cnidaria, Anthozoa, Scleractinia, Poritidae.
AUGACCAUGUCAACUGGAGCAUUUUCUCUGUUUCCCUUUGCCGCUGUCGCCGUUUUGUGUUCAAUGAUGACAAUCUCUUGUUCUAAACCAACUGGAAUUCGCUUGGAUAGUUUCUCCGAAGGCCACGUCAAAGGCUGCUACAUCUUUAAUCAGACCCUUGGUGUUUGCUUUGAGGUUGAAAAGAACUCCAUAAAAAUAGCGAAAACAAGCGGAGAAGUGAUCGUCCAUUAUACGAAACUAGGUCAGUAUAUGUUCUUCUACCAGAUUUUGGAUCAAGGAUUCAUCGGGUAAGUCUGGUAAUCUCGGUUUAAUCUGUUACUCUAAGACCUCGUUUCCCGGCCUCGUUUACACAGGUCUAGACAAAUUUUUGAACGGACAAAAACUUGCUCGUCGGAAAGAUCCACCUUUCGUUUACACGGGACCCGCGGAACCGAGCGAGUUUUUGAACGGCUGAAACAGUACUGUGACUCAGUAGCCGCAGAAAAAGAAACGGGUUGCACAGGUAAUAAUUCACUCAAAAAUUUGUCCGGGACCGAACGGGGUCUGAGUUAAACUGUAUUUAACGUUGACCAAUAUGUAUCAAGCGAAAACCAGUUCAACAAUAAAAAUACAAGCAGUCAACAACCAAUGAAAGUUUUAAGCUUGUAUGGAUUAACAUUAAUCUUACUCCGUAUUAUGAUCAAUUAUUUCAUUUGUUCUAUUUUUACAAUUCUUAUAAUCUAAAUCAUAACUAUAACAAAAGUCUCUAAUCUGAUUGGCUAUUAGCAGUCCCGAUUUCAACAUUGCCGGAUAAGAACAUAAUGAUUGUAAUACUGAGAACAGUACAAGUCAUUCCCAUAAAACUAUAAUAUUUUCAAAACGCUUAAAUUAUCACAAUUUUUGUUAUAGUUAUGAUUAAUUGGUAAUAAUGCUUCGUGUCGUCCAAUUCCGUCUUUAAAUUCAUACUAGUGAUUAAAACAAAUCGGACUCCCGCUACGCGAUCGUCUGAUUUUGUUAAUCAUUCGAAUGAUAACAGAGUCCUAUUACCUCUCUCCUCCACAGUGGACUCUUUGUUUUGUGGUGGGGAGGCUGGGGAGAAAGAAAAAGAGAGCGCGCGGAGCACGACGGGCAUCGUCCCCUAGGCUAUUUUCGAUUAUUGCUAUUUUUAUAUGGAUACACAGGGGGCCUCUGCGGAGGAGAGAGGUCCUAUUACCAUUAUUUAUCCAUAAACGUGUGAUAAUAGAUACUUGCUGCUGUCAUGAAUUCGGUCUGAGACAUGUGCUUCUUAUUUGAUUCGUUUCUACACGCUUUAACAUGUUUACACCUUAAAAUAUUCCGCAAAGUUUAACUUUCAACCGUACCCUUACCUUUCGCUGUGGAUUUCCAGGAAAUCAUCUAUAUUUUUGUUUUAAACAUUUCUUGGCUUGUUUUGUCGUGUUUUCCACUGAAUUCAUGCAGUAGAUAUAUAUAUUUUUGCACAUUAUUAGGGGGCACCCAACGAGAGUAUAGUUCAAAACCACUUAAACAUAGCAUUGUUAAACGUAUUUUAGUAUUUAAACGAUAGAUGUAGGCGUAUUUUUAUCCCCUAAAAAUUUUUCAUCUGUUCGGAUUUCCUAGCUGAAAGUCUAGUGAUCCGAAAAUUAUAGGGAUCACAACUUACAUUUUCGAAAAUUUCAGCCAGAAAAAGGGCUUCCGAAAAUUCUAGGUGAUCUUUUUAGGUAAAAAUCCGUUAAAAAUUUGCAAUUAUACCAUUUUUUAGACGUUCGAAAAUCCUAGGAGAGGCAGGCAAGCAAGAAAUUUGACAACAAAUACUCCGAAAAUUCUAGAUCUCAAAUAGUCUUCCGAACAGAUAUUUUCCGAAAAUUGACGUUGGGUGCCCCUGAUUAUUGUUGAUCAGAUGAUUUGAUUGUUGGGUUUGUGACUCCUGAUUCAUUUGAUUAAUAUUAUUUUUGUAUAGUUGGGAUUUUUGUCCUUUUGGGAUACUCUAGUCACGUCCUUAAUCGAUUUACUGAAAAGUUGAUUCAGUGUCAUCUUUGUUGAAGACGCCUAAAAUAAUGUGAGGAAGUUAAUAUUUUGAAGUUUUUACAUUGUACCGCUUUUGUUAUGUUGACCGGACAAUUCCCACGCUUGGUAGCGAAAUUUAUAGGAAAGAAAACCGUUUUUGCCAAACAAAUAACUCGGAAUUUUAUGCUACUUAGCCUUACACAAGCAUUAAUCCGAGCCAAGUGGAUGGGCUUGCCGAUCAUCAUACAUUUUUCUAUCUUGAUGUGGAUUGUUGGCCAAAAACUGUAAAAUCAUGAUGUGCGACAGCGAUAGCUUUGUAAUAGAAAGAGAAUAUUUGUACCCUAAAAGUUUGUGAGCUUCCUGAGGAAUAAAAGUGUUUAAAGGAGGGCCACCGAAAAGUUCUAGCCUAGUGGUAGCAGGUACUUGAAGUGACAUGGGCGUGCGGUUCUUUCUUGCGUCCGUAUUGACUUCAUACGCCCGCCUACUUCAGAGGCACAGAAGAAAGAAAGGUUCAGCUUCUCAGCAUUAGAGCUAUGCAACUUAGAAAUUUAGAUCGAUGAAAAUCAGGACGCUUGCUGCAAAGGAAGGCCAAUCAUGUGGCCUAUCUUUCACUUCCGUUCUUGCUUUUUUGUUUUAAACCUGAUUCGCUGAAGAAGGGUUUCUGACCAAAGUCUCUAAACAAGUAAAAAUAUUUAAAGUGAGCGGUUACAUUUGGUAUCAAAUGGGAUUUUCUUUCAAUUGCUAGUUUAAUACAUUCUCGUAACCCUUUAGAUAUCAAUCGCUUUUAGAGUGUUUAAGAAACAGAAAUGCCGGAAUAUAUAUUUUUGUUCGAUUCUUUGAAAGUUAUUCAACAAAGUGUGAAUCUUUCAAAGUGUUGGUGGUCAGUUCGUGGGGUUAAAGGAAUGUCGAGAGAUUAGGUUGAUGUAAGUGAAAGGGAACUUUAUAAGUAUGGCUUAUAAAAAUUGUAUGUUGCCGGUGAGUGACAGCUACUUUUACCCGUGUUUUAGUUUUGAGCACCUGUUAGAAUCAGGGUCUAGCUAUCAACCACAACUACAUACUUUCACAGUCAUCUAUUAAACUUUUCACUGAAAUCGCUUGCUUAUUACCUUUUUCAGGCAUGGGCCGAAGAUGAUUUACGUUCCUGACGCUGUUCCCAGCUUGUCACAGGAGGUUCGAAAGUAUCUGGCUUUGAAGCGCACCACUGAGGAGACGCUCUCCGAACUCGAGGUUUUAAAAAUCCAUUACCAAGAGGCCGUGAGCGAGCUACAUUACAUGCCUGAAAUGCAGCUUCUAGAGCUUAUGUCUAAAGCCUUAAGUGACAACUCUAGUCAACCGGAGAUCCUGGAGCCAUUUCAUUCUCUGUGUUUCAGCCUAUUCAAGGCUGCCAACAUAGAGAUCCCCAGUGAGUUAAGGGUUACGAAUGACCCGAAAGAAGAAACCGACGAGCCCCAUCAUAACAGACAGAAGCGAUCCUGUCGCAGCUUGGAGAAUGACCCAAAUAAUGAUAAGUGGUUAGGAAUGUGUGGCAGAGCAAGCAGCUGUUGGAGCUGGGUGUGCAAUGAUUGCUGUUUCCACACUGGAUGUUGCCAGCAUGAUUUAUGCUGUAGACAUAAUUUCUGGAGUUCGUAUUGCCUCGCACCAAUUUUCUACGGAUUCAGUUGCGAUGGUUUUGGGGGACACCCUGACUGUCUAGCUGGAUUAGAAAUAGAUGAAACCAACGAAAAGAAAGAGGUCAUAGCUAAUUGCACAGCCAGGGCCUUUUGA